Priceomyces carsonii is the source of this 147-nucleotide messenger RNA. RefSeq lists its product as uncharacterized. Gene Ontology annotation, molecular function: proton transmembrane transporter activity. The transcript has a single exon. Gene Ontology annotation, biological process: proton motive force-driven ATP synthesis. The record is from RefSeq and is a predicted model, not a curated record. Lineage: Eukaryota; Fungi; Ascomycota; Pichiomycetes; Serinales; Debaryomycetaceae. The coding region runs from base 1 to 147 and encodes 48 amino acids.
AUGCCACAACUUGUACCUUUUUAUUUUCUUAAUUUAUUAACUUUUGGUAUUUUAACUAUUUCUAUAUUAGUAUACUUUAUAUCAGUAUAUUUAUUACCUAAUAUAUUAAGAUUAUUAAUUGCUAGAAUUUUAAUAAUUAAAUUAUAA